AUGAGGGACCAUUUCUUUGUAUUGUUGGAAGGAGAAGCCACUGGUAGGCUUCUCAGAUAUGAUCCAUCUGCUAAAACUCAUGUUGUCUUGGAGGGCUUGGCUUUUCCAAAUGGAGUUCAAUUAUCUAGGGAUCAAACCUUCGUCCUCUAUACUGAAACCACCAACUGCAGGCUAAUGAGAUACUGGUUGGAAGGUCCAAAAUCUGGAAUCACAGAACUUGUUGCAGACCUGCCAGGUUUCCCAGACAACAGGGGCGGCGGUUGCAUUUUUUGCUCCACCAUAAAGCCGGCCCUGCCAGACAAAGUAAGAAUAAAUGAGAAAGGCCAGUUCUGGGUAGCAAUAGAUUGUUGCAGGACAGCUGCACAAGAGUUUCUCACAAACAAUCCAUGGAUACGAAGUCUCUACUUCCGGUUACCAAUCCGAAUGAGUUUAUUAGCCCGAGUCAUGGGGGUGAGGAUGUAUACGGUAAUCUCACUUUUCAAUGAGAAAGGGGAGAUUUUGGAAGUUCUUGAGGAUCGAAAGGCCAUGGUGAUGAAGCUAGUGAGUGAAGUUAAAGAGGCAAAUGGGAAGCUAUGGAUUGGUACUGUGGCUCAUAACCACAUUGCCACCCUCCCUUACCCCUUAGCCAGUUAAGGCCUUAAAGCUUGAUUUUGCUGAAACAGAUUAUUGGGAUUUGUAUUUGUUUAAGUGCGGUGUAUUAGAUGGGUGACUUGAUUUAUGAUUGUGUAACUAUAUUGGUAGUUAAAUGACUUGGCCACUUAUAUUUGUAGCUUCAAAUGGCUUGUGAUUAAUAAGUGGUUCCCUAACAUUUUGUAUCUGAUUGUGUGGUCAAACUGUUUGAAAUUGCCACGUUAUGAAGCAGUAUUGCCAAUGGCCAAUGUGCAAGAGCUGUUGAAAAU
Messenger RNA from Quercus lobata, 899 nucleotides. RefSeq names its product protein STRICTOSIDINE SYNTHASE-LIKE 13-like. NCBI's taxonomy places the organism in Eukaryota, Viridiplantae, Streptophyta, Magnoliopsida, Fagales, Fagaceae. Gene Ontology annotation, cellular component: endomembrane system. The record is from RefSeq and is a predicted model, not a curated record. The transcript is spliced from 4 exons. Gene Ontology annotation, molecular function: hydrolase activity. Bases 1 to 633 code for a protein of 210 amino acids.